AUGAUGUACUCCGCUUUCAACACGGAUUGUGACUCCUCUUCCCGGUGCAGUACCGCUUCUCCAGCUUGCGACAACCUGGCUUACUACAACUCUCCUGCGGGAUCUUACUCCACUAUAGGCUCUCCCCAAUCUCACGUACGUUGAACGAUCAAUUAUGGCAUAUUGCCGCCUUAGUUACAAUGUCAUUGAUAACUGUAAUAUUAGUCAGUACUUGACUAGUGCAGGAGCUCACCAGAGCCGAGUACUGGCACCUCUAAUGUUUGAGCUCAACGCUAGCUCCUCUACUUCUUUAUAGAAUAUUAGCUCAAAAGUAUUGUGGCGCUCCUGUAGUUAAAUUAUAAACAGUACCGGCACCCAAAUGAGUACCAACACCUAUUUCAGUGCAAGUCAAGCACUGAUACUAUAGUGUAGUAACAUUGCAGUAAUAGUACUGUAGUUUUAUUUGCUAAACUAUAACAUGUUAUAGGCUAUAACAUGUGAAUGAAGUCUCCUUAUAGUGGCCUAGAUGUUAAAGCUGUAAAGCGUCAGACUCGGUUCUGCUCUGCAACACUGACUACACGCUCCUGUAGUUCAUUCAUUUAGCAAGCAGCGAGGAAACUCCAGAGAAGUUCUGCGUCAUAGCUUACAUCAGGAAGGAUAUUUCCAAACCUUGUGGCUUUCAACAGACCGACCAACUGGCUUCAUUCAUAUGCAUGAAGUAUGAAAAUGUAUGUACUCACUAACUUUAAGUCGCUCUGGAUAAGAGCGUCUGCUAAAAUGUAAAUGUAAUUAAGGAAAUGAUGCAUUGCUUCAGCAGCAUCACCCACCCACCCUCCCUCCCUAGUACCCUACCCUUUCUGGAUAUAAAUGCUCCUGUACUGACCGAGUUCUCUCCUCAUUCUCUAACAGGACUUCACAGACCUGACUUCACUGUCCAGUGGCUCCUUCAUCCCUACUGUCACAGCCAUCUCUGCCAGCCCAGACCUUCAGUGGAUGGACCAGCCGCUCGUAUCCUCCGUGGCCCCUUCUCACGGAGUCCAUCCCUACAGCGCCUGCCCCCCAACCUACACUAGCGCCAUGAGGAACAAGGGCCACCGCUCUGUGCGCAGAGGCAAAAUGGAACGGGUAAAUAUCUCUACUGAUCUUAGCGCUGGUCUAGAACCACUGUAUAAUGAUUAAUUUACGACACUUUGGUUUUGAAUAUGGCGUACAGUGCAUGUUGGAUUUAAUGAUGACAUUGCAUUCAAUCAAAGAGUACGGGGGACUUCAUUUUUCUUCUGUUUUUUGUUUCUUCUAUAGCUUUCUCCUGAGGAGGAGGAGAAGAAGAGAGUCCGUAGAGAGAGGAACAAGCAAGCAGCAGCUAAAUGCCGCAACCGGAGGAGGGAGCUCACUGACACUCUGCAGGGUGAAACUGACGAGCUGGAGGAUGAGAAGUCUGCUCUCCAGAACGACAUCGCCAACCUGCUCAAAGAGAAGGAGAAGUUAGAGUUUAUCCUUGCAGCCCACCAGCCCAUCUGCAAGAUCCCCUCUGAUAUGGACAAUGCUUUCCCCUCCAUCUCCCCCUCCCUCGGGGUCUCCAUUCAGCUGUCCCCACCCCAGCCUCAGAGCAUGGUCUCCAGCUCCGUCUGCUCUGCAACUCCCCUCACCUCCAUCCCGUCGACCGCCAGCUCCAUCCUCUCCACCUCAGUCUCAAUCUUCUCCUGCAGCCCCCUCCUGUCCACCGCCUCAGUCUCCGACGUCAAGAUGGCCGACCUGGACACAGCCUGCCUGGAGGAGUCUGUUUCUCUCCUCGCCAAGACUGAGAUGGAGACGGCCCGGUCGGUGCCCGAGGUCGAUCUGACAAGCUCCCUGUACGCCCAGGACUGGGAGCCCCUCUACAGCACAGCCAAUAAUGACUUUGAGUCCCUGUGCACCCCCGUGGUCACCUGCACCACGCACACGUCUUCCUUCACCUAUCCAGAGGCAGAGGCGUUCCCUACCUGUGGCGUGGCCCACCGGAGAGGCAGCAGCGGCGGCAACGAC
Molecule: messenger RNA, 2001 nt
Organism: Coregonus sp. 'balchen'
Lineage: Eukaryota; Metazoa; Chordata; Actinopteri; Salmoniformes; Salmonidae
Source: the annotation of a GenBank genome assembly